Sipha flava (yellow sugarcane aphid) is the source of this 1021-nucleotide messenger RNA. RefSeq lists its product as uncharacterized. The coding region runs from base 362 to 835 and encodes 157 amino acids. Lineage: Eukaryota; Metazoa; Arthropoda; Insecta; Hemiptera; Aphididae. The record is from RefSeq and is a predicted model, not a curated record. The transcript has 2 exons.
UAGUCUUAUUCUUUUAUUUGGUCACACUGUAAUGUGAUUCGUUUUUUCCGAAAUGACCGUUACAAAUCAUAAUAAUUAAAUUAUAUGAUAUGUUCCUGAUGCCAUAUUUGAAAACAAACAGUUGUUAAGUUUUACACUUUUGUCAUUGUAGAUUGUUCAAUACGAACUCGUGCACUAUUCAUUUGGGUUAAGUUUAGCUUGUUGUCGUUCGAAACGAAUUAUCACGAUUCGUUCACGUUUCAGCUCUUCAGACUUUUUUAUUCUGUAAAUUCUACCGUACCGGCGGUAUUUUACGUCUAUAGGGUUUCUGGCUCGGCUAAAGUACCUAUUCAACACAGUGUGUCAACGUUUUUCUGUAAGAAUGUCCAACACGAUUGAAAUUAUGGAUCCACGUUCUCCAACGUUAGAUAUUGUCAGAACUCCGAUACGUGUAGUCAAAAUGAUAAUCGAAGAAGAGAAUAUUUCCACCGAAACGCGCUUAAACAAUGAACUGUUCACUAAUACUUUGGCUGAUGAUCCGGUGACGUCUACACCGUACGCCAGUCCUGCCACUGAUGAUUCUUUUCAUUCGGCCAUUGAUGAAACCGAUACUGAUCCUCUAAUCACCAACCUGAACAUUACAAAACCAAAGGAGAACACACCUAGGAGAGCACUAGGAUGUAUAAAAAACCGGCAUCUAAAUGAAACGCCCAAGGCAGAUAUGCGCCGUAAGCUUUGGCGUAACAUGGAAGAUGAAAGGAUCAAACAAGGAGGUGAAAAUACACCACCAUUACCUUUCAAGGACUUAACUGCCUCAGCUCCGCCUAAAUUGUACAGAUACCGCAAGUUUACAUAACGAUUUCUUUGAAUUUUUUGGUUUUAUAUUAUAUUAUUGGUUUUUAAUUUUAAAUCAAAAGUAGCUAUCAAAAGUAUCAACUUAUAUCACUAUAGCUGUUUGCACUACACAAUAUAUUUUAAUUGAGUUGUAGAUAGGUAAAUUUUUCUCUCUCUCAUAUUUGUAAUAUACCAGAUUUAUAUUGUA